Cladophialophora psammophila CBS 110553 is the source of this 1830-nucleotide messenger RNA. RefSeq lists its product as uncharacterized. The record is from RefSeq and is a predicted model, not a curated record. Gene Ontology annotation, molecular function: FAD binding; D-lactate dehydrogenase (NAD+) activity; D-lactate dehydrogenase (cytochrome) activity. NCBI's taxonomy places the organism in Eukaryota, Fungi, Ascomycota, Eurotiomycetes, Chaetothyriales, Herpotrichiellaceae. Gene Ontology annotation, biological process: lactate catabolic process. Gene Ontology annotation, cellular component: mitochondrion. The coding region runs from base 1 to 1830 and encodes 609 amino acids. The transcript is spliced from 4 exons.
AUGGCGGCCCAAAAACCGUUUGCACUGGCCUUGGAGCAACGGCAGAAUGACAUGGCUAAUGCGGUUCUCGACACUUGGAAAAAGACCGUCGAACGAACGCCAACUAUUGAGAUCCUACCCCCCUCUCUCGACCGCACAACAUGGAUGUCUGUACUCGCAGAGUUCAGGACCAUCCUUGGAGACGAUGGCGUAUUAGUGGGUCAUGAGCAACGCACCCGCUACGUUGACCCAUACGCAAAAGAGCAUGAUGAACAGGAGAAGCGAGGGAGCGCGGCCACUCUUCUUCCUGUGACGGUUGAAGAAAUCCAGGCUAUUCUGAGACUCUGCAACAAACACCAAAUUCCACUGUGGACAGUCUCUAGAGGAAAGAAUUUGGGUUACGGCGGCUCUGCAGCCAGAGUCAAAGGUUCGAUGAUACUCGACCUCCAGCGGAUGAGGAAAAUCAUCGAGAUCAAUGAAAAGUACUCGUACUACACGGUUGAGCCAGGAGUAACUUUUUUCGAUAUCUACAGAGCCAUCCAAGAUCAAAAGAAAAACAUUUGGUGUUCUGUCCCUGCCCUGGGCUGGGGUUCUAUUGUCGGCAACGCCCUGGAUAGAGGAUGGGGAUAUACACCAGCAGGUGACCAUUCGAAUCAAAUCUGCGGAAUCGAGGUCCUCCUCGCAGACGGAACGCUUGUCCGAACAGGCGCGGGCGGGCUGAAUGAAUCACCCUGCUGGCCUCUUUUUCGAGGCGGCUACGGACCCACGUACGAAUCAAUGUUCAGCCAAAGCAACUUUGGUAUAGUCACAAAGCUCAGCCUCUGGGCCUCGCCCAGCCCUCAGGGCUUCAUGGCAUGUCGGGUAGACAUUGAGGAUGAAGAAGGGCUUGCGCCUAUGAUCGACGCUUUCCGCGACCUGUUACUUCGCGAUGCGAUUCAGAAUCACCCUCUGAUAGGGAACAUCCCGAGAGAAAUUGUCAAACGUGGAGGCCGCGAAAAGUUUUACCAAGGCAACGAUGCAAUUCCGGAUGCGAGGCUGAAGGAGAUACAGCACGAGUUGGGAAUCGGAUAUUGGUCUGCAAGAUUUGCACUCUAUGGACCGAAAGAGAUCAUUGAGCCAAACUACAAAAGAUGUCAAGAGGUCUUUGACCGGCUUCCUGGCGCAAAACUCACCGGCAGGGCAUUCUAUCCUUCGGAAGGGAGAACCUUGUUAAGCCCGGAGGAUCUUCCACACGAAGAGCGGACAGUUGAGACUGGAACCCCCAGUAUGAUGGCCUUGAAAGCUGUCGAAUAUCGUGGGAAAGAUGGCGGACAUAUCUCUUUCUCCCCCGUCUUGCCUCCCGACGGCAAAACAGCCCUUUCCUUCUAUUAUGCCGCCAAGUCCCUUUGUGCCAAAUACAGCUUUGACUACUUCGGAGGCCUACACCUAUACGCUCGUCAUCUGACAAUGAUUGACAUGAUCUACUUCGACAGACAAUCGCACGCCGAGCGGCAGAAUGCACACCAGCUGUUUGUUGAAUUAGUUCACCUCGCUCGGCAGCAAGGGUUCAGUGAAUAUAGGGCUCAUAUCGACUACAUGGACCUCGUUGCCGAACAGUACGACUUCAACGGCGGCAGCCUGAUGAAGUUGAAUGAGCGAAUUAAAGAUGCUUUGGAUCCCAACGGAAUUUUGAGCCCUGGGAAGCAAGGUAUUUGGCCUCAGACUUAUAGAGGAAAGAAGGAUCUGGAGAUGGUUAAUGGCGGUAUGGUCACCAAUGGCUCGAAGAAUGGUGGAAAUGUUGUCGUUGCCAUGAAGGACCUGACAAUUGGAAAACCAACCGAGGGAUGGAAUCAACCCGUCCUCAUGUUUUAG